GCGUUACAUGACUUGCCUCUGGCAACCCGAAAUAGAUGCCUCUAUGGUGUCGUCGUCCGAGAGCGUCAAUGUUCCGUAACGGGGCCGAACGCUGUUGCGAUGCUACGUAGAUGCAUGCUGUCGAUAUCUGCUCGGGCUCAGGCCAGGGUACUCUCGGUUUCGCCAGUCCGCCCGGCUCGGUGCGCUCGAACGCAUGCGCUGCUAUUGACGCCAGUCACAGCACCAAGACACAAGCUAGACCGGGUAUCUUGCGACCAGUGCAUACGCAUCCAGCGACACACGACACACGACAACAUUUGGCAUCCGAUAACUCGCCAAUCCAAUAAUCCGCCCGCCAAUAUUCCCUCCCUCUCGUCGUUCCUCCUCCCCUCUCUCCCUAGCCGGUCAACGCCCUCCCUAUCGUUUCCGUUGCGUCAAUCGACAGUCCACGUUCAAAGCUCCGCGCCUUGCCGCCACCUAUCGAUCAGCACAAUUCCGUUCCUUCGCCUAUCGUCUGCCUCUCUCAUUUGUCUUUCCCCUCUCCGACCUUUUCUUUUUUUUUAUUGCCUUUAUUACCUCGUUCUCUCCUCGCUUCAAACAACCGCACCGGCACCGAUAUAGCGUCCCGAAUGCUCGAGAUUCCACGGUGACUGACGGAAACGUCCCCCCCAGUCGAAUUCUAUAAAACCCCCCCCCCAGCGCCACACCAAAACUGAUCACUGCACCACCCGAUAUUUUUUCCCGCACCGAACCCAACAUGACGAACCUCGACGGCAUCGUGAUAGGGAUUUUAUCGUCCUUUGGCUCCGCCAUCCUCAUAGCUCUAAUCUUCCUCGUCGUCUACUUUUUCCGGUACACAACCUCCGGUCGCAUCUUCCUCGAUCGGAUCGG
Durotheca rogersii is the source of this 870-nucleotide messenger RNA. RefSeq lists its product as uncharacterized. The transcript has 2 exons. The record is from RefSeq and is a predicted model, not a curated record. Lineage: Eukaryota; Fungi; Ascomycota; Sordariomycetes; Xylariales; Xylariaceae. The coding region runs from base 100 to 600 and encodes 166 amino acids.